Molecule: messenger RNA, 1085 nt
Organism: Mytilus californianus (California mussel)
Lineage: Eukaryota; Metazoa; Mollusca; Bivalvia; Mytilida; Mytilidae
Product: protein TRC8 homolog
Exons: 2
Coding region: 97-1080 (327 amino acids)
Cellular component (GO): endomembrane system
Molecular function (GO): ubiquitin protein ligase activity
Source: RefSeq, a predicted model, not a curated record
GUUUAGACACAGUGUGUACUGUAAAUCAAUAACGUCGGCCAGACAUUAUCAUGUUGUCCAGUGGUCACGUGAUGUCUAGGAUAUUUGUAAACGAAGAUGACGCAUUGGUUUGAAAAAGUGCUAAAUCUUUUAUUGUGGAGUGUGCUUGUGUAUGAAGCAUUGGAUUUUCAAGUAUCACCUAGAUUAUUGAUAAAUUUAUUCUACAUAUUCAUCGUUUUGACAUUUAUUGCGGUUAAAUUAACUCAAAUUCCAUUUCAAGAACUAGCAUCUUACACAAUCAUUGGUGUUUAUUCUUAUUUCUCAAAUAUUGCUAUUUUUUUGCCAAAUAUGGAUGACAUUGGAGUAGUGAACACUCCCGAAAAUUUCAUGGACGAGGAUAUCAAUUCUCUACAAAUGUUUGGAGUAAUUUUAUUAUUUUCCUGUGAUGGUUAUAGAAGUUUCAUCAUUUGGAUAAGUUGUGUUUUGGUUUUAUCUUAUGCUAUUCAUAAAGCGAAUCAACAGGAGGAAAAUGGAGCGAGUUCGGAGAGAAACGAGAGUUCUCGACUUUUCCAUAUGAUAAUCGUUACCUGGCUUUUGCUAACAUUAUUAUACACUUUCUCAGUUCUUAAUUCAUUAUAUAGUGCCGUCUUAAUUUUGUUGAGUAGUGACACGUUUUGGAAGAAUUUAUCGCUGCGUUUUGAACAUUUUACGCUAUUCCUAAACGUAGCCUGGCAAAUUUAUGUCUUUCGAGUUGUAAUAUUUUCCUUAACAGUCUUCAACAUAUAUUUAAACAUAUACUUGAAUAGCUCUUCCAGUUUUAAAUUGACAGCCAUUGCUGUCAUAGUUUUAUUCAAAUUUUAUUAUGACUCUACUGUGAAAAUACUAGAAAUGUUUUACAGAAAAGUACGUAUAUCAGCUCAUUCGCACCCAGUUCCAAUUGGCCAAUUGCAACGACACUCAGAUCCAUGUCCAGUUUGUUUAUCUCCAAUGAUAUCUCCUAAUAUCACACGGUGUAAACAUUUGUUUCAUGAAAGUUGUUUAGAUUUGUGUUUGCAAAGACAGCCUUCAUGUCCAGUUUGUCGACAAUUAUUAAUAAAAUGAGUAUA